Messenger RNA from Daucus carota subsp. sativus, 879 nucleotides. RefSeq names its product protein MAIN-LIKE 1-like. The coding region runs from base 1 to 879 and encodes 292 amino acids. Gene Ontology annotation, biological process: meristem maintenance; meristem development. The transcript has 3 exons. The record is from RefSeq and is a predicted model, not a curated record. Lineage: Eukaryota; Viridiplantae; Streptophyta; Magnoliopsida; Apiales; Apiaceae.
AUGUUUGAAGCUACACAGCAGAGUGAAAAUAUUUACGUUGUAUUAAGUACCAUAACAUUUUUGCCUAUCCUUGCGUUCUUGUCUACUAUAGCUUUCUGUAUGUGUGAGCCUUCCCCAACGCCAAUUGGAAUACUGGUAGCUGUACCCUCCCUGUCAUCAGUAACACUCUGCACGGACAUAUACAUGACUAUUAUUAGAGACCAGGGACCUCGUGAUCCUAGCCUUCUUCACCUACAGGCCACUCAUAGGUCUCGUUCUGUCUGGAGAACUGGUGCUGCGCCCUUGCAGUAUUUCAGGCGUCGUGACGCCAACCAAUCUGAUUUGAACAUUGAUGUUCGAUUGAUCCCCAUUCUGCAGGCAGCCGGUUUUUAUGGGGUAGCUCGGGUAUCCACUCUUCAGCUUGAUUGGAGUUUGCUUGGUGCUCUGGUAGAGAGAUGGCGACCAGAGACACAUUCAUUCCACCUGUCGAUGGGAGAGUGUACUAUUACACUGCAGGAUGUUGGUGUCUUGCUCGGGUUACCCAUUGACGGAGAGCCCGUGAUGUGUCUUGUAGGCCCUCCACCUGGACAGAGCUGGGCGACCAUCAUUGGUGAGAUAUUUGGACAGAUUCCUUCACCCGAGGCUUUCAAUAACUCGAGGCUACGGCUCACAUGGGUAGAGAAUCUCACUCCAGCAAGAUUACAUGAUGAUGCAGGGAUUGAGGAGAUCAAGCUUCACGCCAAGUGUUACUUGCUACAGUUGUUUGGGGGGUCACUGUUCACCGACCAUUCUGGUGGACUUAUACACUCCUCGUGGGUUCAUUUUGUUCGUGACCUGGAGGCCCUCGGAGGUUAUGCAUGGGGUCUAGCUGUUCUAGCCCGUCUAUACAGGGAGCUUUGA